AUGUCGAAAAUUGCGACCCUCGAACCGUCUGGAAAGCUCGAGCCAGGUACUGGCUGUUCGAAUCGACAAAGGCCCCCGAAUCGUGUCCAACGUCACAAGAAGGUGACACCUUACAAACGAGAUGCGUUGCUCGGUAGGCUUGCCGACUGUCCUACCACCUACCGAACCCAGAUGGUGACGUACCUCCGUGACAAAUUCGAGGACAAUGCAUUCCUUUCUACCAUGAGUCGUUCGUUGAAGGAUACGCGAUGGACGCGAAAGAACUGUCAUCCUGUCGCGCAACAACGGAACCCGAAGCUUCGAGAACUAUGA
This is a messenger RNA of Fusarium venenatum, 312 nucleotides long. The record is from RefSeq and is a predicted model, not a curated record. NCBI's taxonomy places the organism in Eukaryota, Fungi, Ascomycota, Sordariomycetes, Hypocreales, Nectriaceae.